AUGAGGCUCAGUACCCUCAAGCGUCUAAAUUUGUCGGUGGAUGAUGGGGUAACAAGUGUUCCAAGUGUAGAUGAGGCUACAAAACUUGUGAAGGAGGCCACAGAAGUGUGUUGUAAAGGUGGAUUAAGAUUACACAAAUUCAUUUCUAAUAACAGGAGUGUGUUAGAGAAUAUUCCUAUUUCCAAAUGUGCAUCUAAAGUUAAAGAAGUCAAUAUUUCCGCCAAUGCACUACCUGUUGAAGCAGUACUUGGUCUUCAAUGGUCCUUAGAAGAGGAUAUGCUUACCUUCUCACAAUCCUAUUUACAGCAUCCAGCAACCUGCAGAGGCAUCCUAUCAGCUGUUGCAUCUCUCUUUGACCCCUCGGGACUUAUUGCACCGUAUAUCUUACAGGGAAAGAGAAUUCUGCAAGAGAUGUGUCGUCAUGGACUGGGAUGGGAUGACCAGCUGCCUUGUGAGCUGAAUUCAAAAUGGGAGACAUGGAAGAAGGAUCAAGGUUUGCAUCAAUUCAGAAUUCCUCGGUGCUACCAUUCACCAGGAUUUAAUGUUGCACAAGUUGAACUUCACCACUUUUCAGAUGCUAGUAGCGUGGGAUAUGGUCAGUGCUCCUAUUUGCUUCUCAUUUCAUUAGAUGGAAAAAUUCAUUGUUGCACAUUGACAGGAAAAUCUAGAGUAACUCCAACAAAGGUUACUACUAUUCGACGCCUUGAGCUUACAGCAGCUGUUGUGUCAGUUAAAGUAAGUUGCCUUCUAAGGAAGGAAUUAGAUUAUGAAAAUGUUGAAGAGUUCUUCGGGACAGAUUCGAAGGUUGUCAUACAGAUUCCCGAGCCAGAGAAUAUUGAUACUAACUUAGCUGUUGGAGAUCCAGAAGUAAGAUCUACUCAAGUCCUUGCAGUUAAUGCCUGCAUAUCACCCAGUGUUAUUGAACGUCUUUCAAGAUUUAGCCGUUGGUUCCUUGUUGUCAGAGCUAUUGCUCGCCUUGAAAGACUCAUUUCAAGUGUGAAAGGUGAACACCUUUCUACAGUUGCUGAACGAAGGGAUGCGGAGAUAUUUAUAAUUAAAGAAGUUCAGAAGACUGUAUUUGCUAAAGAAGUUCAAGGCGUAUGUACGAAGUCUAGCAGCCUCCAGGCACUCAGUCCUUAUGUUGAUAACCAGGGUGUCCUUAGGGUGGGAGGACGACUUGAAGGUUCUACGUUACCAGAAGAAAUUAAACAUCCUGUUAUUAUUCCAAAGAAUCAUGCCUUGACAAGAUUAAUCAUUGGUCAUUUCCAUGAAAAAGUCAAACCCCAGGGAAGAGGUUUGACGAUUAAUGAGAUCCGCUUUCAUGGUCUUUGGAUAGUUGGUAUGAGUAAAGCUGUUGCUUCCUAUAUUUAUAAGUGUGUCACAUGUAGGAAGAGUAGAUGGCCAGUUGAGGAACAGAAAAUGGCAAACUUACCUGAAGAUCGAAUAGAAGAUGAAUCUCCUUUCACCUUCAGUGGUAUGGAUUGUUUUGGACCCUUCCUUAUCAAGGAAAGACAUAAGGAAUUGAAGUGUUAUGGACUUUUAUUCACAUGUUUGGCUUCAAGAGCUGUUCACACUGAGAUGUUUGACGUUAUGUCUACCGAUGCUUUCAUUAAUGCUCUUAGGUGUUUUCUCGCUAUACGAGGUCGUGUUCAAGUCUUGCGCUCAGAUCAGGGUACUAACUUUCUGGGAGCAAAGAAUGAGUUUGAAAGGGGAAUGAAGGAGCUAGAUGUAGCAUGCCCCAAAGCCUUUAUGUCUGAUCUCCAGUGUGAAUUUGUUACGAAUGCCCCACACUCUAGUCAUACUGGAGGAGUGUGGGAGAGGCAAAUAAGGACUGCAAGGAGCAUUUUAUCCUCCUUGAUGAAUGAAGAUAAGGGCCGAUUAGACUUCAGUCUUUCGUACACUUCUUUAUGA
This is a messenger RNA of Macrobrachium nipponense, 1911 nucleotides long. RefSeq lists its product as uncharacterized. NCBI's taxonomy places the organism in Eukaryota, Metazoa, Arthropoda, Malacostraca, Decapoda, Palaemonidae. The transcript has 2 exons. Gene Ontology annotation, molecular function: nucleic acid binding. Bases 1 to 1911 code for a protein of 636 amino acids. The record is from RefSeq and is a predicted model, not a curated record. Gene Ontology annotation, biological process: DNA integration.